CAACUACACAUGUUGUCUAUCACAACCUUCUUCUUGAACAAAACCUGUUUGUGUUUAAAAUAAAAAAAACAAGUUCUCUAAGAAUAAUAUCCUAAGAUGGGAAAGAAAGUGAAAAAGGAUGAAAAGCCUCCUCCAGAUGAUGUGUUUGACACACUUUCCGUGGAAAGCAGACAAGCUGGCACUGUGGUGCUGAUGUUGAGCAGUCCUGAGGAAGAUGUGCAGUCAAAAGCAUGUGAAGCCAUCUACAAAUUUGUCACAAAAUGUGAUGAAAAUAAGAAACAGUUGUUGGAUCUUGGAGCUGUGGGCCAUCUUCUGACCCUUAUGCAGAGUGAAGAUAAAAUUGUUCGCCGAAAUGCUUGUAUGGCUGUAGGAGUGAUGACAGCCAAUCCUGAUGUAAGAAAGUAUCUAAGAAAAGCAGAAGCUACAUAUCCUGCCCUUGUGAACCUUUUGGGACCUGAUGAGGAUGAUGUAUGCCAUGAGUUUUCUGCCCUUGCCUUGUCUAAUAUGGCAACAGAGUUUAGUUCAAAGGCAGCCAUCUUUGAGCAUGGAGGUUUGGAGCCACUAAUUCGAUGCCUGUCAGCACAUGAUCCUGAUGUGCAGAAAAAUUGCAUUGAAGCAAUUGCAUUAUUACUGAUGGACUACCAAACCAGGAGAGCGAUCAAGGACCUGGAAGGUCUCAACCCAAUAUUGGAGGUGUUGAAGUCCGAGUACCAGAUCAUACAGAAAUUGGGCUUGCUGGCCCUUGAGAGAGCGUCCCAAGAUGGGGAGAACCGCAGUGCCCUGCGUGAGCUGGAGGCCAUUUCUAAGCUGAUUGACUUCGUGGCUCACCCGGAGUGGAAUGAUCUGCACGUGAUGGCUGUCAUGGUGUUGUCUAACCUACUGGAGGACCUGGAAAGCCUUGAGUUGAUCAAGGAAACUGGUGGCCUCAAGCGUCUGGUGGCACUUAUAACUGACCAAGUGCCUCCAGAUGAGGAACCCAAAGGUGGUAAAGGGGACAAAGGAGACAAAGGGGGAAAAGGGUCCAGAAAUGCAAAAAAGAGUGCGGCCAAGGACUCUGAUUAUGGUCACUCUGCCAAGAAGCAGGAGUCUGCUGACAGUUCUGAGGCCCCCCCAGGGGAGGCAAUCAUCCCCACCCUCCCAGACGCGAAAAUGUGCGCCGCAAAGGCUAUAGGCAGAUCAGCCCGCAGUGCGGAGAAUCGUAAGAUCCUUCAUGAACAAGAGGCUGAGAAGAUGUUGAUCCACCUGCUGAGUCACGAGUCUGCAGACGUACAGACUGCAGCUGCCCAGGCCCUGGCAGUCAUGGCAGAAAACCUUGCCAGUCGGGACUCAAUCAGGGAAUGGGAGGGCAUCCCGCCGCUGGUGAAGAUGCUGACAUCGGAGAGUGGCAGCGUGAAGGAAGCGGCCACUCUGGCCCUCGCAAACCUCACCACCGCCAACUCCAACAACUGCAUGGAGAUCCAGACCCAGAUCGGUAUCGAGCCCCUGAUCGGUUGCCUAGGUGACGCACAGGAAGAGGCCGUAGCCAACGCAGCCUGCGUGCUCACUAACCUGGCACAGAUAGAGCUCCUUAGAGUGGACGUGCAGAACAAGGGAGUGAUAAGGGCGCUCAUUGAUCCGCUGAGCUCACACAAUGUCACUGUUCAAAGCAAGGUUGCCCUGGCUGUUGCUGCAUAUGUGUGUGACAGCGAUUCCAGGGAAAACUUCCGCCACUCGGAUGGGUUACCACCACUGAUAGGUCUCUUGCGGUCUGGGAAUGAUGAGGUCCGCAGAAACGCUGCCUGGGCCAUCACUGUGUGUGCAGUAGACGAGCCCACAGCCGCUGAGAUAUGCAAGCUGGGAGGUAUGGAGCUCCUCCAGGAGAUUCAAACAUCAAGCACGAGGAAGAGUAGGUUUGCAGAGGCGGCCCUACAGAAGCUGCUAGACAACAAUCUGUCAGCGAAAUAUGCACUCACAGGCACUCUUUGCAGCACUAACUUCAUAGAGAACGGUUUCUACGACAUCGGUCAGCUGAGGCCAGGAACCAAGUUCCAGACGCUGGAACAGUACGCCAAACAGGAACUCAACGAGAAAAGGCCCAUCAUCAUGAUCAACGCUAAACCAGACCCCACAAUGUCACAAGCCCAGUCACAGGCUGACCUAGACGGCAAACAAGAUGGCUCGAAAAACAGCGUCACUGGAAAGUCCUCCCGAACAGGUCGUGACUCUAAAACCAUUAUAAGGAAGAAUGAGAUUGAAUUUAAACGAGAAAAAUCAAACUCACGAGAGCGAAGCGGGAGCAAGAAGUCACGCAAGCAGCAGGAGAAAGAGGAGAAACAGCGUGAGGAGGAGCUGGCGGCGCAACUCCAGCGCGAGGCGGAGGCGAUAUCUGCUGCGGAGAACAAGCCCUUCGAGGCGCCAUGUGAUCCCACCCUGCUCAAGUACAUUGAGGAGGUGUCAGAGAAGAUUCAGCCCCUACCCACCAGUAGGGAGCAGGUCAAGGCAUUGGCUGUGUAUGUAGCAGACAAAAUGGGAGGCAGUAUAGAGCGUGGCCAGCUGAGCAAUUUUGGUUGGGAGUUACCUAUUAGCCAAAUUAAAUACGAACUCAAGUCUAAUGUAAUUCCCCUCGGCAAAAUAAAGACUGGUAUCCAUGUACACAGAGCCCUGCUGUUCAAGACGUUGGCAGACAAGAUAGCGGUGAGCUGUUCGCUGGUGCGUGGAGAGUACAACAGGGCCUGGAAUGAGGUACUGCUGCCAGAGGAAGACUUCACGCUGGAGGAAUCUUUGUUUGUAUUUAGUCCGACACCUGGAGCCCCCAAGUUUCCCCCCAAGACGUACAUUGUGGACUUGAUUCAUGAACCAGGCCACUUGUUGAGGCUGGACACACCUGAGGCACAGUCCUACAAGAAGAUAUGA
This is a messenger RNA of Dreissena polymorpha, 2892 nucleotides long. Its product is annotated as armadillo repeat-containing protein 3-like. The record is from RefSeq and is a predicted model, not a curated record. Gene Ontology annotation, molecular function: protein binding. NCBI's taxonomy places the organism in Eukaryota, Metazoa, Mollusca, Bivalvia, Myida, Dreissenidae. Bases 97 to 2892 code for a protein of 931 amino acids. The transcript is spliced from 25 exons.